Molecule: messenger RNA, 939 nt
Organism: Cladophialophora immunda
Lineage: Eukaryota; Fungi; Ascomycota; Eurotiomycetes; Chaetothyriales; Herpotrichiellaceae
Exons: 2
Coding region: 475-744 (89 amino acids)
Source: RefSeq, a predicted model, not a curated record
UGAGCUCACCGCUUUGUUUCAGAUCGAAGAUCGAUCUGCAAGUGACCAGGCACCGGCGAUGCAUGAGCCAAGUCAGCACGGACGGAGUCUCGAAAUAAGGAAAACGAUGAUUCAUCAAGACACGAUUUCAGACGAGUUCUGCUUUGAGCGAGCUGAAGUGAUGACGAGAUCGAAGUUGCCAACAGGGCACUGUUCAUGCAGAAGGGAGAACAGGACCGAAGAACAACGACCAAAGGAAAUAACCCGACGUCAUGAUAGAUGCAUUGACGCUUCUCCCGGGCACAGGCCAUCAUCAGAUCCUCAGGCUGAGCCGAGAAAAGCGUGACAGGAAGAGCGAUCAUUUGUCUAUAUAAACAGUCGUUUCCUCCCGGUCUGAAGCACAUUUCCCUCAUCAUCAAACCAUCAUCAGCAGGAAAACAGCUUUCAACCUCACCACCACAAACCAAAACUCCAAACAAACCAACCACCAUCAACAUGUCUGACUACAAGCCAACUGAACACGACGGUCUCCGCAAGGACGGCCAGCCCGACCAGCGCGUCAACCAGCCCGGCUUCGCGCACGGCAAAGUGGACCCGCACGAGGCGGGCAAGAAGGGCGGCCACUCCUCGGGCGGCGGUACCUCGGACUCGUCCAGCUCGGGCGGGAGCAGCGAGAACCCCCAGGGCGCGUCCCACCUCGGCGGCGAGGGGUUGAGGAAGGACGGAGAGCCAGACCAGCGUCUGAAGAUGAACCAGGACUCUUAGGAGUGGGAUUCACUGGGUCUGGGGAUACAUGAGUGGAUUUUGACAACACUAUGGAUGCGAGCAAAAAGGAUGGAAUGGGCGGGAAUUCGCCUCAACUUUGACCAGAACUAAUUGUCAUCUAUCAGUAUAUACCUAAACUCCCCAGUCAAGCAACCAUAGGUAGAUCUAGAGGCUACAUUCAGAAUAAACACUGUC